AUGAAUUCAAGUGGCGAUGAGAAGAGUAGGUUGGGGAAUGGAGUUGUUGGAAUUCUAGCUGAAACAGUGAACAAAUGGGAGAGACGAACGCCCUUGACGCCGUUGCACUGUGCUCGUCUUUUACACGGUGGCAAAGACAGAACCGGAGUUUCCCGCGUUGUCGUUCAGCCAUCUGCUAAGCGUAUCCAUCACGAUGCCUUGUAUGAAGAUGUCGGAUGUGAAGUUUCUGAUGACUUGUCUGAUUGUGGGCUUAUUCUCGGAAUCAAACAGCCUGAGCUAGAAACGAUUCUACCUGAGAGAGCAUAUGCUUUCUUUUCACACACUCACAAGGCUCAGAAAGAAAACAUGCCUUUCUUGGAUGAAAUCCUUUCUAAGGGAGUGACGUUGUGUGAUUAUGAGCUCAUCGUUGGGGAUCAUGGGAAAAGAUUAUUGGCAUUUGGUAAAUAUGCAGGCAGAGCUGGUCUUGUUGACUUUUUACACGGACUGGGACAGAGAUAUCUAAGUCUAGGAUACUCAACGCCUUUCCUCUCCCUUGGGUCAUCCUAUAUGUAUUCCUCACUGGCUGCAGCAAAAGCCGCUGUGGUCUCUGUAGGUGAAGAAAUUGCAAGCCAGGGACUACCACUAGGAAUCUGCCCUCUUGUAUUUGUCUUCACUGGAACAGGAAAUGUUUCUCUGGGGGCGCAAGAAAUAUUCACACUUCUCCCUCACACUUUUGUUGAACCAAGCAAGCUUCCUGAACUAUUUGUAAAAGAUAAAGAAGUGACCCAAAAUGGAAAAUCAACAAAGCGAGUCUAUCAAGUAUAUGGUUGUAUCAUUACCAGCCAAGAUAUGGUUGAACACAAGGAUCCAUCAAAGUCGUUCCACAAAGCAGACUACUAUGCACACCCAGAACACUACAAUCCAGUUUUCCACGAAAAGAUAUCCCCGUAUAUGUCUGUUCUUGUAAACUGCAUAUACUGGGAGAAGAGAUUUCCACGUCUUCUGAGCACCAAGCAGAUUAUAGAUUUAACAACAAAAGGAUGUCCACUAGUGGGAAUAUGCGAUAUAACUUGUGAUAUCGGUGGCUCCAUUGAAUUUCUUAACCGAGCUACUCUAAUCGAUUCACCUUUCUUUAGGUUUAAUCCCUCCAACAAUUCUUACUACGAUGACAUGGAUGGUGAUGGCGUAAUAUGCAUGGCCAUCGACAUUCUACCAACAGAAUUUGCAAAAGAGGCAUCCCAGCAUUUCGGAGAUAUUCUUUCAGGAUUCGUCGGUAGUUUGGCGUCGGUGACUGAACUUGCAGAUCUACCAGAACAUCUAAAGAGGGCUUGCAUAAGCUAUAAAGGAGAGUUGACAUCUUUGUAUGAGUAUAUUCCACGUAUGAGGAAGUCAAAUGCAGAAGAGGUGCCACAAGAAAAUAUGGCGAACGGGGUUUUCCUCCAAUCAAAGAGAACAUACAACAUAGUUGUGGAUUUGGAUGAAGUUUAAGGUCAGUGAGAUUUGAAAA
This is a messenger RNA of Capsella rubella, 1486 nucleotides long. RefSeq names its product alpha-aminoadipic semialdehyde synthase-like. Gene Ontology annotation, cellular component: cytoplasm. The transcript is spliced from 11 exons. NCBI's taxonomy places the organism in Eukaryota, Viridiplantae, Streptophyta, Magnoliopsida, Brassicales, Brassicaceae. Bases 1 to 1467 code for a protein of 488 amino acids. The record is from RefSeq and is a predicted model, not a curated record. Gene Ontology annotation, molecular function: saccharopine dehydrogenase activity.